This is a messenger RNA of Syzygium oleosum, 1481 nucleotides long. RefSeq lists its product as uncharacterized. Lineage: Eukaryota; Viridiplantae; Streptophyta; Magnoliopsida; Myrtales; Myrtaceae. Gene Ontology annotation, molecular function: oxidoreductase activity. The transcript is spliced from 7 exons. Bases 2 to 964 code for a protein of 320 amino acids. The record is from RefSeq and is a predicted model, not a curated record.
CAUGAGUUUCUCGCAGUCUCGCGGAUUCGAGAACGCUGCCCGGAGAAUCACCGCGCUCGCGGACGGACUCAAUUGCAAAUGCGCCGGCGAACCCCGUCCCCAUUCUAGGUCCAUCGCCACCAGCUGCAGGGCCGUGUUGUUGCCGCGGUUCGGCGGGCCGGAGGCGUUGGUGCUCCGCGACAAUGUGGAGGUCCCUGAUCUUAAGCCGAAUGAGGUUCUCGUUCGCGCUCGCGCCGUGUCCAUCAAUCCGCUUGAUACUAGGAUGCGUUCUGGAUACGGUCGCUCAAUAUUUGAACCACUUCUACCUCUCAUUUUGGGUCGUGAUAUCAGUGGAGAGGUUGCAGCAGUCGGAGCUUCAGUUCGGUCUUUAACUGUAGGCCAAGAAGUUUUUGGUGCAUUGCAUCCUACUGCUGUUAGGGGCACUUACACCGACUAUGCAAUACUGUCGGAAGAUGAGCUUACUCAGAAACCAGAGUCAAUUACACACGAGGAAGCGUCGGUCAUCCCUUUUGCUGCACUGACUGCAUGGAGAGCUUUAAAAAGCACUGCUAGGAUAAGUGAAGGGCAAAGGGUGCUAGUUAUUGGUGGUGGAGGAGCAGUAGGUUUUGCAGCAAUUCAGCUUGCAAUGGCUAAUGGGUGCCGAGUUGUAACCACUUGUGGCAGCCAAAGCGUUGAUCGGGCUUUGGCAACUGGUGCUGAGCAGGCUGUUGACUACACAGCCAAGGAUAUCGAAUUGGCAAUAAAAGGGAAGUUUGAUGCGGUUUUAGAUACUAUAGGUGGACCAGAGACUGAGAGAAUCGGCAUUAAUUUUUUGAAAAGAGGUGGACACUAUAUGACACUCCAGGGGGAAGCAGCAUCAUUGGCCGAUAGAUAUGGAUUAGCCGUUGGGCUCCCUGCAGCUACAGCAAUGUUACUUAAGAAACAAUUUCAGUACCGCUACUCUCAUGGAAUAGGAAGAACAUAGGACUGUGCUCAGGAGUGUUGUGUAUAAUCGGCAUAACUCGUCAAUGUAAAAAAAUUGACUGAAGAAAAGGAAAAGCUGGUAUACUGAGUAUAGGGAUUGAGGAUCAUCAGGCGGGCAGAUCAAUUAGCUUCUGAACUUGAUAACUGUCACUUUUUCCUGUUUUUUUAUUUGUUUCAGUUCUUCCAUUUAUUGCUUGUGAAAGUUUUCUUUUCAUGUUCAAAUUCAUGCCCCUAGGCUCAUUGGAUAGAAUGCCCAUCUAAUGAAUCCCGUUGUCUUUGAUACUACAUUGUUGUUCCUUCCCUUGUGCUAGUAUACUUUUUACAUAAACUGGUUUAAGAGGAAAAGGCAUGUCCUGUUGAAUGUGUCAGUCAUGCCUCACUUUACAUAUUCAUCUUCCUUUUGCCUCCUGUGGUGGCAGAAUACUUUUGGACAUACAUGAGGGCCGACUCUGAAGGUUUAGUGCAGAUCCGCAGGCUAUCAGAAGCCGGGAGAUUGCAUAUACCUGUUGAUAAAACAU